UGUUUUUCACUAGAAAAACAAGGGUGUCAAACAGGGAGGAAGAACAGGGCUGAGGAAGGCACGCGCCAAAUAAUUAAAGGAGACGCCACGUGACGUGAGUGAUGAGACAAUGCCCUUUCAUCCAUUAACCAAUCACAUAUCACCACGUAAGCAAAAUCUCCAAAUAUUCUCUCUCCUCCAGAAUAACGUCUAGGUUCAAUGAACCUAUAACACCACCUCUUUUCUCGCUCUCCAUUAUUUAAUAAACUCCUCCUUUCUUUUCUCCCAGACACAAAACACAAAUUGAACAAAAAAAAGUUUCAAAAAUCCCUCAACAAAGUUCCUCAAGUCAACGUAAUCGGAAGAACAAGAAGAAAUUCUACAUCAUAAAAAUGGCUUUAUCUGUUACAUCUUCUCUUUCAUCAGAACUCAAAGUGCCAAGCAUCGGCGCAUUUCAACCAACAGAUCGUCCUUACAAAAAUUUAACGGCGACGAUUAACAUAUCUUCUCGGCGCGCGGCUUCAUCAGUGAAGCCGUUACGAGCUUCUGCCGAGUCGCGCCGCAGCGACUCGGUGAGUCCUAUUGCUGCAACCACCAUUGCUGCUCCUAAAACUGAAGAAGGGGUAAAAGAGGAAGUGCGAAUUGUGGACGAAGAGAACUUCGAAGAGUUAGCCAAGGAGCUUCAGAAUGCAUCUCCUCUUGAAAUUAUGGACAAGGCUCUUGCUAAAUUCGGAAAUGAUAUCGCCAUUGCUUUUAGUGGGGCGGAAGAUGUUGCUUUGAUCGAGUAUGCCAAAUUAACUGGCAGACCCUUUAGAGUCUUCAGCUUAGACACAGGAAGACUCAACCCAGAAACAUACCGAUUUUUUGAUGAAGUUGAAAAGCAUUAUGACAUCCAUAUCGAGUACAUGUUCCCUGAUUCAGUAGAAGUUCAGGCAUUGGUUAGGAACAAGGGUUUGUUCUCUUUCUAUGAGGACGGUCACCAAGAGUGCUGCCGUGUUAGAAAGGUGAGGCCUCUUAGGAGGGCCUUGAAGGGGUUGCGAGCCUGGAUUACAGGGCAAAGGAAGGAUCAGUCUCCCGGUACUCGUUCUGAGGUUCCGGUUGUCCAAGUUGACUCUGUUUUUGAGGGUUUGGAUGGUGGGAUUGGUAGCCUUGUGAAGUGGAACCCUGUUGCCAAUGUCGAGGGCAAAGAUGUUUGGAACUUCCUUAGGACAAUGAACGUGCCUGUCAACUCGAUGCACUCCCAAGGAUAUAUCUCGAUUGGGUGUGAGCCGUGCACAAGGCCUGUUUUGCCUGGACAGCACGAGAGGGAGGGGAGAUGGUGGUGGGAAGAUGCCAAGGCCAAGGAGUGUGGCCUCCACAAGGGAAAUCUUAAACAAGAAAGUUCCGAAACCCAAAAUGGUAGUGCACAAGCCAAUGGAGAGGUUGCUGAUAUAUUCGAGUCUCAAAACUUGGUGAACUUGAGCAGAGCGGGAAUCGAGAACUUGUUGAAAUUGGAGGACCGCAAAGACCCAUGGAUUGUUGUCCUCUAUGCACCAUGGUGUCAGUUCUGCCAGGCAAUGGAAGGUUCAUACGUAGAAUUGGCUGAUAAGUUGGCUGGCAGCGGUGUCAAAGUGGGAAAGUUCAGAGCAGAUGGUGAUCAGAAGGCAUUUGCCAAGAGUGAGCUUCAGCUAGAAAGCUUUCCAACCAUCCUUCUCUUCCCAAAACACUCGUCUCAACCAAUCAAGUACCCCUCUGAAAAGAGGGAUGUCGAUUCACUCUUAACUUUCGUCAAGGCGCUUAGAUAAUCGACUAUAAGUUUACUUCAUGUAAUCCAAAGAAGAGACUUAAAGAGUUUUCAACUACUAAUGAUGGCAAACUGAACUGGCAAAGAUGGCGAAAGUUCAGUUAAGUUGGGUGUUGAACCUAAGUUCAAGCGAUUUUGAGCAUAAUAUUCCCUUUAUGAUUCGAAGGGAGGUCCUUUUGUAGCUAAUAGUGAGUUUAUGGUGACUUGCUUUGCUGCAAGUUUGAUAUGUCAUGACUCAUGUCCAUAUAGUUUCUUUUUUCUUUUCUUAGUUUUGCGGGGGUUUGUGAGGUAUAAAAUGGGGUAGAAAUAUUGGAGAGUUAACGUUCCUCCAAAUCUUGGUUAGAGGUUUGUAUAUUUUGAAUGGUUGUUUUUUGAACAAAUAAAUCAUAAGUUUUUCUGUCCGAGUUCAUUAAUAAAAAAUUGAGAUUCACAUAAAUUCCUCCCAAGGUCAGUUUGGUGAUUCAGAUUUUAUCAAAGAUGGUAGAGAGGUAGUUUAAUUAAGGAAGCUUGUUAAUGAACUUGACGUUUGUCAUUGGCCAUAUAUUCACUAUUUUAAUUUUUAUGUCUCUUUGAGUUUGUCAGCAUAUUAAUUUUUGUUCAUUAUUUUAAUUUGGAUAAAGUUUUUACUAUUUUCUUUAAUUCAUAUCUACAUAUUUUCUUGAACUUUUUAAUAAUAUCAACACAAUUUAAUUGUCUUUAA
This is a messenger RNA of Amaranthus tricolor (Joseph's coat), 2462 nucleotides long. RefSeq names its product 5'-adenylylsulfate reductase 1, chloroplastic-like. Gene Ontology annotation, biological process: L-cysteine biosynthetic process. Bases 372 to 1763 code for a protein of 463 amino acids. The record is from RefSeq and is a predicted model, not a curated record. Lineage: Eukaryota; Viridiplantae; Streptophyta; Magnoliopsida; Caryophyllales; Amaranthaceae. Gene Ontology annotation, molecular function: phosphoadenylyl-sulfate reductase (thioredoxin) activity. The transcript is spliced from 5 exons.